GUGGUUAUUCUCGCUUUUCAGCACCACCAGGAUAUAAUGUGAUCGAAGUCUAUCCGUUCAACAACCCACUUCGCAUCACAUUUUGGACUCCCUCAGAGUCCAUUAAAACGCCCCUGGCAC
This is a messenger RNA of Entrophospora candida, 120 nucleotides long. The record is from the annotation of a GenBank genome assembly. NCBI's taxonomy places the organism in Eukaryota, Fungi, Glomeromycota, Glomeromycetes, Entrophosporales, Entrophosporaceae.